Armigeres subalbatus is the source of this 609-nucleotide messenger RNA. RefSeq lists its product as uncharacterized. The record is from RefSeq and is a predicted model, not a curated record. The transcript has 2 exons. Bases 83 to 391 code for a protein of 102 amino acids. Lineage: Eukaryota; Metazoa; Arthropoda; Insecta; Diptera; Culicidae.
UUCCUUACCAGACGUUUGCUGCUGUCCGCCUGUGUAGUCGCCAUCACGAAAUCUCGGUUAACUUAACACGUGUGAAAAGCGAAUGUUAAAACCAGCGAAGGUGACAAGCGGGACAAUCUGUGGCCAGGCGAAUAGACGCCCCAACGCCGGCACACUAUCGGUGGAACACCCAGAAGAUCCGGCAACCUGUAAGGCCAGGAACAGCAACGCCAUUUGCUCUCCCAGAGUUCACCAUUGUUCGUGGGAAAAGGCGGUUACAACGGAGGCAGCAGCAACGACGGUAACAUCCGAGUCCUCGCACAAGCGACUAAGCGAUCCGCGAAGAUCACGAAAGGCUCUCCGAGGAGGGCCUUUUAUUGAGAUCGCUCAAUCUAGCGCUUCCCCACGGUAGUCAAAACCUUGUCACAUCAUCGGCAGUGUUAAAGCAACAGUACGUCUGGCUGAGGCAGUAGGCAGUAGGUCGGCGUAUUGUGCAUCUCACACCCACAAAGGUUGCGUUAAGCAGGGCUAGUCAGUGAAGACGAGCCGCAACCCUUCAUCAAGGAUUGUGUGUGCGUGCAUCGUCGAAUGAGAAGAGACCAGUGAGAAUCAUCAUCGUCAGUGAGUCGC